AUCGUUUGCGACGUACACAUCAUCAGCAGCACAGCGCGCAUUUGUUGGACACAGACGGAGCGAUAGAGAAGCUGCUGCUCUGUUCAGAAAAUGGCCGACAGAUUUUCUAGGUUCAACGAAGAACGUGAUUUCAAGGGUGGGAAUCACUUUGACCAGUAUGAAGAGGGCCAGUUGGAGCUGGAACAGGCGUCCCUGGACAAGCCCAUCGAAUCGCGAAUUGGCCCCUAUUAGCUAAGCAGCAAUGACCCGGUUUGUAUUUGCACGCUCUGCUUUCUUACUCCUAUCUUUAGGGUCCUUGUAACGCUUCUCUGACUGUCUUUUUCUCUCUCUCUGUUUCACUACUGUCACAAUCUACAUCUAUUUUCUCUCUACCUCUAUUUCUCUCUUGCUCCCUCCCUAUUACACAGUGAUUCGGUGUACAGUACCCUCUGUCAUUCUGUGCUGGCAUGGUGCUUGUGCAACUGGGACUGCAUUUUUCGCUGAAGAGGCACAAAGAUAAUAGUGCAGGCAGCACUCUUGUUUCUGUCUUUCCCACUCUCUCCAUCCCCCUGUCUCUAAAGCACUGUGGUGAGCAGGCCCAAACUCCUCUUACCUACAGUGUCGGGUCACCUCUCAACAUUAUGGAUGUGCUUUAUAAGCCAUUCGGAUAGGAUAAGCAACCAGGUAUAGAUCAAAAGAAUAGUGUAGUUGUUUUUACAACCUAAAAUGAAUGCAUUGAACAUUGAUGUAUUAUGCAUGCACAUUUUUCAGUUUCCUUAAUCAGUUGUCAGCCAUGUUAAUGAUCAAUAAUCGAUAAAUAAUUAAAAGCCUAUCAAAUUAAAAAGCAUGUUUUUCCUCAAUGAGAGCUAUAUUUAAAUAAUUGGCAUGGCUGAUUUGUAGCAUAAGUAAAUUACAUAUUUGAAUUAUGAAUAAAUGCAAUUAAAUUGAAAAUAAAACAAUAUAACUGAAAUAAUAGCUUGCUAAAAACACUUCAUUUUAUUAAGGACAUAGAUUAUAUGAGACUAAAACAUUCAGAGCACUUCCAUCUAUAAAACAAAAAAUCUAACCAUUUUUAUAUUGGUGAAAAGAGCUGUAGGCUAAAAAAUUAACAUUACCAAUCCUGUUGAGUUUUUAAGCAGCAGCAAAAUCCAGUCGUCAUGGUGAUAUAUGUCCUGCUUGUUAUUAUUGUUCCUUCUCACACUAUGAUCAUAUUUGUAGCCUGAACAUGUGUUUUCCAUAGCUAGAAUCUAGGGAACCAAGAAUAUAAAAAUUGUAUAUCCUGGUUGAGUAUUACAGGCACACAAACAUCCCACUGUAUGUGGGUGAUGGAGGGUGAGAAAAGAGAGGGAGAGAGGUGGCCUGCUCACCUGGCUUGAGUAGCUCUUUUGCUCCUGCGCUAUUAUUUGAGGAGGGGCGCUGAGGGCCGCGCUGCAGCAUCACACAGCUCUUCACACAUCAGUGGAAAAAUCUGAGUUGCUGUCACUUUGUCACCAAUAGUAAUAGACACCUUGCAUAUUCUCUUUGGAAAGUGCAUGCCCAAAGAAGAAGGUGGCAGACUUUUUAUCCACAGGCAAGUAAACAUGAAAGUUUGCCACCAAGCAAAACGUUAAUCCUAAAGAAUAUUUUAGAUGAUUUGGUGACAUCAGGUGCGUUUUCAUAGUGACGCAGUUCCUGUUUCAAAGGCAACAUGUACAUCCUACAACAUACUAGCCAAAUGCCUCACAGCAGACGAGGAGAAAUGUAUCUACACCUGCUUAGCCUAAAAAAAGACAUCCAGGUAUGAUUUACAGUGCACUUAGAGGGAUAACUAAAAUGUUACAUUAAAUGUUAAAACACAUAGACUGACACACAGUAUGUGACCAUGUUGUUAGGUACACUACAUAGGCCUUUUGUAGUGCAAACUUCUGGCAGUUGGCCACAAGUGUUACAUCUGAGAUCUGUUAGUGAAUGCUUCGGCCUAGCUUCUCGGAGCCCCUCCCCUGCCACUUGUUGUGUGUGAUCUAUAGGCAGCUAGAGGUCUGUGGUACUUUAUUGGGAUCUUUUUACUCUUUCUGUCUUUCCCCUUUGGUCUUUGAUCUUUCUCUCUAACAUUGUUUUUGCAUUGCAUGUGUUAACUUGGUAGCAUUCAGUACUAUUUUAUCUCAACACUCUGUCCUAAUCACUACUACAAUUUUCCUCCCAGACUCAUCCCUUCCACGUCCUCUGCCCCUUCCAGUCCCUCCAACCUACCCCCCUCCCCUUCCUGACCCUGUCCAAGAGCGAUAUGCAGCGGGCAGCCUCAGAGCCACAGAAACCGAACAUACAUACCAGAAAUCAAAGAAACCCAUGUAUACAGGCCACAGGAAGAUUUGUUUUAGUAAAACGUUUGUGUAUUUCUUUUCAUCCGAGUUGUAGUCAUUACUAAUUAUCUCUUACUGGGGUCCUUGGUCAAAUUAAGUGCCACAGAUGGGGGACAUUUUAGGUAUUAGUGUAUCAGCUGUUACUGAGUGUAUAGCCUUUUGCAUUAUAGCCAGACAUGAUGUGACACAUCUGUUUAUAACUGUUGACUUAUAUCACCUUAGGUGGGAAGAGGAACACAGGAAAGGGUCAAACACACUCCUUUUUAAUAUCCUGACCCACAUUCUUUUACAACACUGAAAGCUCUCUAUUUUGCACCCGUCUUAAUCCAGUGAGCAGCAGGGGUGAUGGGUUCAUAGUAAUUGCUGAGGCCCUCCAAGUGUUCUUUUUAAAGUCAGCAAUGGAGUAAGAGUGGAGAAAAACAAUUAAAAAAAAACACUUUAAUUCAAACUCAAUGGGUGUUACAGUGUCUGUUUAAAGAUGUUGGAGACCCCUUUUAACUUUGGCCUUCAGUGUUUUUAACUUAACUACACUUUGAUAAACUUCCAGUUGAUGAAUUGGGCCUUCAGAAUUAUGAGGUAAGUAUGUAUUUUUAAAUAAUAUUUAAACAUUUAUAUUAAUUGGACUCUGCUUCUGUCAUUUUCCCCCUUCACUUAGUUAAGGAAAUCUUUAAUCCCUUCACGUUCAAUCUGACACAUCCACACCACCAUUUACUGGGAAGUAGGAGCCUUAAGUGUUUGGCUCUUGACAACUGAGACAAUUUUUUCUAUUUAGUCAAACCUGCAAUAGCUGAGACUGACCAGGAAUGUAUAGAGCACCUUACACAUGGGAGCUGCAAGAGUUUAUGAGAAGCCACAGACAGCAGGCCCUGUCCUCCACCAACACUUGCCAAAAGACCUCAGGGACACGGCAGAGUAUGAGUUACUGCAGCAGCCCACUUUUUGCAAGACAGAUCCCUAAGGAGCCUGUCUGUUUUCUUUUCAGAAUGUGUAAAAUCUCGGAUAUGUUUUUGAGAGUGGUCAACCAAAUAAAAUUACAUAAAAUAUGCGGUUUGGGUUUAUUUAAGUUUAGUCACUUCUGUGGAUUGAUAUGCCUUUUUCAUGUUACGUCCUCCUAGGUAAUCUGAACAGGAGCAAUUUAUUUUACCCAGACAGAGACACACAAACAUAACCAUACUGUACACAUAUAAAUGGCUGCAUAGACUGAAGCAAUACGUUUCCUAAAUACUCUGAGGUCUCUAGGUGGGGUCCCCUGCAUAUCACUUCCCUUACCCAUAUCUUUUGCCAUGCACUGUGCCAAUGACGGCACAGUGCACAGUUUUAAAAACACCCCCUAUUGUAGAUCUCUUUUGUUUGGAUAACAUUUUUCUAUUUUUCUCUCUCCUGUAUUAACAGUCAGUUGUUGGAUUUAUUGACAUGCCUACCUUUUCUGUUUGUAUAAAGUAUUAUGUUUGUUUAAAAGCAGAGAGAGAUUUGCAUUUUUAAGACCUUAGAGAAGUUAGAAGAAUUGCAGUUGAAAGCGUUUGGCUGGUUUCUUACGUUGUGUCACGUGUGACUGUUUUUUUGACAGCCCAGUAUUUUAAAGCCAGGUUCGUAUGGAAAUGCCUUCACUCCACUUGCACUGCUGUUGGACUCGCCGUCGUUGCUUUCAUCCGUCUGUCUGUCUAUUCUUUUGGUGCACUCAUCUGUUGUUCAACACGCAGUCUGCGCCUCAUCUCAGCCCUUUAACCUUUGCUGAGCCCAUUUUGAGAUAAUCUCUUUAUUAGUGUCAGCAGUUGCAACUGGUGCCUCAUCCAACCUGCCCUUCUUUUUAAUAUUUCUUUAAUCUCACUAAGAUAAAAAUAAAAUAAAAAUCGUAAGCUUUGUAAGAGGAAACAUGUAGGGCUUAUGUUCUUUAAGCUUUCAGAUCAUUUCAUUAUACAGCCCCCUUGGUCAGACUUCGCUGACUUUCGUGAUGGAAAAAUAAACAAAUCAGCUAACAGGAAUUGUGUAGAGGCUGAGCAAGAGUAUUUCUCAGGCGCCUAGUUUAGGGUGCAUAUUAAUUUCCUCCUUGCUCCAAGCCUUAUAGAUGAGCCAGUCCUCCAAGUCAAUAUAAAUGUUCAUGUGUAGAGUGUUGCACCAUAAUACUGCAGUAAGGGACAGAAAUAUAUCCAAUGACGGUGGGAGGGGAGACAUUCACUGCAGCAAAUUCUGCAGUGUUUUCCUACACAAUGAAGCAGGGACAUCUUAUACACAGUGAUAGGAUGUUAAUGUAGCAUUUAAUGUCCCAGUUAUGAGUUGAUGCAGGCAGGCCGUCUUCUUGCAACCAUGAGAGGCCUAGCACAGAUUCCUUUUUUAUCUCAACGGAAACAGGAAGUGAAGUAGUUUAGCCACUCACUUGGGAGGCAAACAUCAGCCAGAUGUUUUAGAUAUAUUUAUCCUAGUCUUCAUGAUGGUAGAAUUUUUACAACUGACAUACUUUACUUUUCCAGAAAAAUAGGGCAAAGGAAGGCAACAGUUUGCUCUGAAAUACCAACAGUGGUUGACAAAAAGAUUAUGCCAAAUGUAUCCCAAAUGAGGCCUUGUGGGCGGAGAUGCAGUGUGUGCUGUGUGUUUGACUACCACUCCCCUUCACAUGCACUAAUCUAUUCAAGCCCAGCUCACCUCCACCACCUCAGAAACUCACCUACACCAUGGCUCAGCCUGCUCUGUUCUGCCCCGCCCCCUGUCCCGAACCUCCUCUUUUGUCAAAGAGAACUAAUUGAGCCCUGUUGAGCCAUCAACCUUCCUCUCUGUGCCUGAUCCACCCAAGACUAACACAGUUGGAGUUUUGUUAACCCGCCCUCCACCCCACUGCCCCACCCCUUUGUAUGUGUACCAUUCACAGUGCGCUACUAACACCGACGAUCCUUUUUGUUAAAACUCUUUAACAAAAAGCUGCAUGCUGUUUUGUUCCAACCCCUUCACUUUCUGAUUGUGAAAGUUGAUGUCAAUCUCUUUGUGAUUAUAAAUAUCCUUUUUGUUUGGUUUGUAUGUUGUUUUGGUAGAAUGCAGCACUCUGGUGAAUGUUAGACAAGCUUGGAAUAGUUAUAAUCACAACAGAAAAACACUCAGAAAUCUCAUUGUUCCUGUUUAUUUGUGCUUGAGGAUGUACUGUAGUGUGUAGUGGUGGGAGAGUCUUGCAUUUCACUUAAUGUUUUUGUUUUCUUGCUGACCCAUACUAGUGAUAUAACGGUCUCAGACAUGCACAUUUGGCCCCAGAGUGUGCUAUGAAUUCCUGUUGUGUAUGUUCUCGCACUCCUCUCUUGCAUCUUUGAUUCAUAAUCUGUUUGCCUGAUCUUGUCCACAUGUGCCAUGUUUGUAUAUAUUGCCAUAGUAACUAUUGGUAUUAAAAGAAAAGCAGAAAAUGAAUACUUUAAAGUGGAUUACCUCACUGCAGUUAUUUUAUCUUAUGCUAGCUAAAAACUACUUUGCAGUUUGGUAAAGCCUGCCAAGUAUGUUUUUAUAUAAUAUAUGAAUUGUAAUAUCUAUGGAUGAUCAAAUUAGAGGCAUCCAUUUGUAUCUAAUAAUGGUUUAAAAUUGUUCACAUGGUUGGGAUCAGAGCCAGACCAUUGAUGACCGACUAGAGAUGCUGAAGGUGUUCAAAAACAUGCACAAUAGCUAUUUCUAGUAUAUCUAAUGGGGCUAUAUGCACACAAUGUCUCCCUCUCUUCACCUGCACACCCACAUAUCCCUGUGCAUAUUCUAUCCACCCUGGGCCUUGUAAUGGUAAUCCAAGGCCCCCUAGCUCCACUUCUGUCUCUUCCUCUUGCUAUAUUUUUUGUGACAGCUGCAUAUGUUUCAUGGUGCUCCCCUUGUCAUGGUUACGAAAUCACAGCAAGCUUGGACUUUCUGGUCUUCGUUUUGUUAAUGCAAGAUUUCCAUACCUGUUCUGUGUCACUUUUUGUGUACUAAGAUCUUGCUCUGUGGUGGUUCAUAUAUGUAUGCGUGUGUGAUACAUAUAUUGCCCCCUCCUUCCUCCCACUCCUCUUAACUUCUCAGUUAGUGGAUGUGACUUGAUGUGUUAUCUUUAUCAUCCAAAAAAAAAUGCUCGUGCCCAAUUUCUUUGCCUUAGAAACUGCACUCCUACUGUAGAGGGUAUCCUGUAGUUUACAGGCUACACAUAGCCUGAUGUAUUCAUCAUAGUGGAAAACCUACCCUUCCUCUCAGUCUCCACUCUCUAUCCCCCAACCCCCCCUUACCACUCCUUGUGCUGGAAGACACUGAUAGUACACGCUGUAGGUGAUGUGGAUGACGAUAAUAAUGGUGGUGGUGGUUGUGCUGAUGAUGAUAGCGUGAUCUGAGUGUUUUAUUUUGUUUUUGUUUGUUUCUGACCAGUACCCAACGGGAAAAAGCUUCUCUUAUUAUUGGAAUAUUUUUGGUUUUUUUCUCCUCUGUUCUCUCUGCUAGGACAACAUCGGGCACCGGCUGCUUCAGAAACAUGGCUGGAAGUUGGGGCAAGGUCUUGGCAAAACCAUGCAGGGUAAGGUUUGUUGGAUUCCCUCUGUAUGUCAGUAUGUGUGUGUGGGUGUGUUUUCUUUCUCCCACUCUGAGGUUGACCUCAAUGUAACACCCCUUUUACAGUGUACCGUAGGCUAAUGGCCUCUGUCAGCUUCCUCCUCUUUGCUUCAUAAUCACUAAACCUUUUAUUUCAAUCUGCACAAAGAGUAAAGAGCUUCUAUUUGAACAAAGAACAAAAGUCCAUUUUAAAUCAAGGUAGAUUUAGAAAGCCAUGAUUCCAUCACACCCCUUAGAAUCAUCAUCUCCACGAUGUUAGAUUUUUUUUUUUCUUCUUUGAGUUUCCGUUGCUGCUGUCGGGUAUCUGAUUGGCUGUAAUUACGGCUCAGACUUUGAAUGGCUUGCAGAGUAGCGAGUUUCCCCCCUCUGCUUGUUUGCCUGUUUCUACCUCCAAACCUGUGAAACUUGUGUGUGUGUGGUCAUUAUGUGGGACUGAGAUGUGUAUGUGUCUGUUACUGACCGGGCCAUAGAGUCAACUUACAGGGAAUGUCUCACCACCCUUCUACACCUCGAAUGCCUCUACACCUCGAAUGUCUCUGUCCCCAUGGUUACACGCACCCGUCCUCCCCCUGUUUCUUCGCCCCUCCUGCACAGCAUGAUUGUCCCAGAGGUGCACUCCUGCUUGCCUCAAACUGUCAGACUCACCUGGGGCUUUAAGCAGUGUUGGAGGUAACACACUGAACUACUACUUUUGCGUAAAGAAGUGAAAUGUUACACUCCCGACGGGUGCACAGUUCAAAUUUAUUAAGUCUACUUUGGUAAAACUGCUGCAACAUAGCAAUGCAGACUCCACUCUAAGCACUGCUCAAAGCCUUGCCGGCUCUUUCCUCAGGUAUUUUUUAUGUGUGUCAUGUGUUCACUCGUUCUGGGGUUAAGCACAUCCAAAAACAAGCUUGCUCGCUGAUGGCUAGCGAGGAAAUGAAAAAAUCUCAGGGAGAUUUGCUAACUGGGCUGACAAGCGUCUGCGAGGCAAAAAGCUCAAAGGGGGAAAAUGGUGGUCGUCCCUAGAGGCAUCUAUCAUCUCAGACCAGAUAUUUGACCAUGUUUUUUUUUUUUAAGGCACACACAUUUCCCUGUAUCAGACCCUCCAAAAGUAGAUGUUACGUUUGCUUCACAACCUUUUUUUUUUUUUCCUUUACCUGUCGCCGUUAAUAUGCUAUCAGACUCAGCUGUUUUUGAAUUAUUCCCUCACCUAUUACAGCUCCUUCAAAACUACUUCUGAUGGGCUUUCUAAUUUAUUUUCAGUGAAGGUAAAAAAUUAAGGUUUUACUGAUGCAGGGAUACAGGACUUACUUUAUAAGGGGUGGUAGUUUGGUACCUUUGGGACAUAUUCUGGUUGAGAUUGCAAGAUGACACCAGGCUAGGGGCCUGGGGACUUGGACGAGUGGUUGGGAGAGUGGUGAGAGGAAAUCCCUGUAAGCACCUAGCCCUGAGUGAAGGGAUGAUUUUGGGGGGGUGGACACACACUGAAGCCCCUCUGGUAAUAAACCCCCCUAAACUCCACAACCACACUCCUAACCCCACAAUCCCUUCUCUGUGUGCCUCAAUCUUCCUGCUUAACCAAUUGGUGUUUCUUUUUUACAGCGAUUUGAUCCUGCCCAUGUUGUGCUGAUGGUAAACUUAGUGGACGCACCGACCCUGUGCCCAUCAUCCUCAAAUAUGAUGUCAUGGGGAUGGGACGGAUGGAGAUGGAGCUGGACUAUGCAGAGGACGCCACAGAGAAGAGAAGAGUGCUCGAAGUGGAGAAGGAGGACACAGAAGAACUGCGGCAAAAAUACAAGGACCAGGUGGAAAAGGAGAAAGCCAUUGCAAAGGCUCUGGAAGACCUGAGAGCCAAUUUCUAUUGUGAGCUAUGUGACAAACAGUACACCAAACACCAGGAAUUUGACAACCACAUUAACUCUUAUGACCACGCUCACAAGCAGAGGCUUAAAGAGCUGAAGCAGAGAGAGUUUGCUCGUAAUGUGUCAUCCCGUUCCCGGAAAGGUGGAAAGAAGCAAGAAAAGAUGCUGCGCCGAUUGCAUGAGCUGGCUGAGCAGAGGAAACAACAGGACCGUACUCCAGGAAGUGGGCCCAUGUUCAAAACUACCACAGUGGCUGUGGAUGGAGAGAAGUCAGAUGAUGGCGACAUGACACCUGAAAACACUGCCUUGACAGACUGUGUCAUGGAAGGAUCUCCGGCAGAUAAAACUGGGGAAGCCUCCCCGAAGCCAGGUCCAACCAUCAGCUUCUCUCUGGGGAAGAACAGCUCCUCAUCCCCAACCCCUAGUGGCGCAUCCAAAGUCAGUGUGUCCUUCUCUUUUGCCAAGAAAGCCCCAGUAAAGCUGGAAACAGCAGCGGCAGUGUUUGCUGAUCAUGGAGAGGAAGCUAUGGAGGAAGAAGAGACCCAGGAGGGAGAGAAGGCUGGAGGGCAAGAGGAGACAUCUGGCAGCAGCACAGACAGCUCUAAGGGAGGCGAAGGAGGAGGUGAAGGAGGAGAAAACGCUAGUGUGGCAACAACAGAAGAGGUGCAGCAGCCAGACGACGGAGCCUCUCUAGCCUCUACUCUCAACAAACUGAAGAUGAUGAUGAAAAAAGAGGAAGGGUAUGCUGGACAGGAGCCUCAGUACUACCACUAUAUACCUCCAGCGCACUGCAGGGUAAAGCCUCACUUUCAGUUUUUGCUGUUUAUGAAGGCCACUGAUCAGUGUCUGGGCAAAGAAGAAGAAGACGAGGAAGAGGGGCAGGAGGAGAAGGUUGAAGAUAAUUCUGAACAGACAGAGCCCGACGUUACAGAGUACAAGACUGAAAAAGGACAAGAUAAUGUCACUUUAUCCCCUGACCCAGAGCCAACUCCUCCAUCGCCUAAAAUGAAGACGGAGGAUGUGUCUUCAUUCUCAGCAGAUACAGCUGCCAUGGUUCCCACCUCCCCUACGCAAAAUGCAGAAAGCACAACAACACAGGACACUGUGGAUUCCAACUUGGGUCCUAAAAUCCCCACAGGUCCCUUCUUUCCAGUUCUGAGCAAAGAUGAGAGCACUACCCUGCAGUGGCCCUCUGAGCUCCUCGAAUUUACAAAAGCUCAGCCUUCCUUGUCUUAUAGCUGUAAUCCCCUCUACUUUGACUUCAAGCUGUCCCGCAACAAAGGUGUGCGUGGUGGGAAAGCAGCAAAGUCCCCUAAGUCUUGUCAAGAGUCUGAUGGCAAGGGGCAAGAGAUGGCUGCAUCAACCGCUGAAGUAGAUAUAACUGCUAAACCUGGGACCAGCACUGACAAAGACAAGCCAAUAAGUAAGGGAGAUCUUGGCCAACCAGAAGGUGAUGAGCAAAAGCCUGCAACUGGCAGUACCAAGAAAAAAAAGAAAAAGAAGAAGCAUAAGAAGUCUGCAAAGCACUCAAAACGCAGAGGAAAAGACAAGGGAGCAGAAGAAGAUGCAGCUGGCGAGACUGGGGUAACGCAAGACAAACCCAAAAAGAAGAAAAAACACAAACGGAAGAAGAGCAAAAACAAGGCUCCAGAUCAAGAUGAGGCAGCAGGUGAUGAAAAGGAAAAAGCAAAACUUAAGUCAGAAGAUAAAGCCGUUGCCUCCUCUGUUCAGCUGACAACUGGAGCGGCAGGAGCUACGGGAAAUACAGGAGUUGAACCGGGAAAGAGGAAACGUGCUACUAAGGAAGUACCUUGCAAGUCUGGAGCAGAGGAAGGAGGAGCCGGAAAAGGCACUGACAAGGUCAACUCUUCAGAGGAGCACAGUGGCACCAAGCGACAAAAGACUGACUCCAGUGCACCUCAAAGUGCCUCCUGCUCCACUUCAGCCCAAAAGAGUCCUGGUCCUGGUAGACCGCCCAGCAGCGAGAGUGAAGAAGAAGGGGGCUCUAAUACUCAGCGCUCACGUCAUCACAGGUCAAGUCCUCGCGAACAACGCCGCCACCAUAGUGCAGAAUCAAGGCGGUCCUGCAGCCGUUCUUCAAAACGGGGGGAAAGACGGGGCAGCAGUCGUCGGCGCCAUCGUGGCCAAACCUCUCGUAGUCACUCAUACUCCAGCAGUUCUGAGCGCUCCUCAGCAGGCAGCAGCGCCUAUAGUCACCGUAGCCGCAGCUACUCAGACAGCUACAGCGACUACAGCAAAGAGGGUCACAGACGGAGGCGCUCCAAACGUUCGUCAGACUCUGAGUAUGAGCGUAGGGGAAGCCGAGGACGAAGACAAUCCAGGAGACAUCAGUACACCUCUUCCUCCUCAGAAGACUCCCGCUCGCGUUCACGCAGCUACAGCCGCAGGAAGAGGCACCGGCGGCACCAUCGGAGCAGCUCAAGAAGCUCUAGUAGCUGGAGCCGCAGCACCAGUGCAAGAUCGUGGAGGCGCAGCUAUAGCCGUAGCCACAGCUCUGCCAGCCGCUCCUCCAGUUCCGCUAAAGUCUCUCCUCGGCGACGAGGCCCCAGGGCUCGAGCUGACAGUGACGCACAGCGCAGAGACUUCAACCGCUCUUGCAUCUACCGCUCCCAGUCUCCACGUUCAUCUUCAUCACGAGGCCUUAACCGCAACACCCAUUCAUCCAGCUCCCAGUCUCUGAGGCCAGGGGGGUCCCGAGAUGCAGGGGAACAGAAAAACACCCUUACUGCACGCCAGCUGCUGGAGAAGGUUCAGUCUAAAAAAAGCUCUGAUGAUUCUGCCACAGGAACAAAAUCUGGGAAUAAGAUUAAGGACCCACCACAGGGAUACUUUGGUCCCAAACUACCCCCGACCCUUGGAAACAAAACCAUGCUGCCGCUUUUUGGUAAGCUGCAAGCAGGGAAGAAACCGAUGAUUCCCCUAACCAGACCCAAUGAGGGUGAGAAAUCAGGCGCAGGGAAGUGCUCUGAGGCAGAGGUUAUCCUGGUAGAGCCUAUAAGGGAGUUCCCCCCGCCACCACCACCUCCAGCUCCACCUGUCCAGAAGGUCGAGGAGACCCCACAGAUCACGGUGGUGCAAGAGGAGACGCAGCAUCCCACUACAGAAUCCCAGGUGCACCAAGAACCCCGGCCAUUGUUUGAACAGGAGCCUUCCAUGAUGAUGCCCCAGUACCAAGGUGAAUCAGGACAGGACCCUUCUCAGAAUGCCAUGAUGGAGUCCCUCAUGCCAGACAUGCAGCAGCCUCCAAUGCAUGCCUACCCUGCUUACCCACCACCCAACCUGGAGGAAGAUGGCAUGGAGGCAGAGGAGGAUGGACUGGCUCCUUUAGAGAGUCAGCCCAUUACAUUCACACCAGAGGAGAUGGAGAAGUACAGCAAGCUGCAACAGGCUGCACAGCAGCACAUCCAGCAGCAGCUUUUGGCCAAGCAGGUCAAGACAUUUCCAUCUGCUGCUGCAGCUGCAGCCGCUGCUGCGGCAGCUGCCAACUUGGCCCCAGCUCCCCCUCCCCCAACCUUGCAACAGAUCCACAUCCAGCAGCCCACUGUGUCUAUGGCUUCCAUGGCCUCUGGCACAUCAAUCACCACAGUGCAACACGCCAUCCUGCAGCACCAUGCUGCCACUGCUGCAGCCAUGGGCAUUCACCCAGCACAUGCCCACCACCCACACCAUGCACAUGCCCAGUUGGCCCAGGUACACCACAUUCCCCAGCACCACUUUACCCCCAUCUCCCUGUCUCAUUUGGGCCACUCCCUUGGCCAUUCUCUGGGACACUCACUAGGACAUGCUGGGCUGAUUCCUGCCCACCAUACAGCCUUCCUCUCUGGUCAGCCUAUACAUAUUAUCCCAGCUUCUGCACUUCACCACACCCCCUUAGCUCUCCACCAUGUACCACAUGCCCUCUACCCCACACUUUUCACACCCCGGCCCUCACAGGCUGCUGCAGCGGCAGCUCUCCAACUCCACCCACUGCUACACCCAAUCUUCUCAGGGCAGGACCUCCAGCACCCACCUAACCAUGGCUCUUGAAGGAGUAUAGUAACAGCACCCAACCACUGAAAAAAGACUUAACCGGCUUGGUUCAGGGUUUUAAGAUGAAGUCUUUGCAGCAACAUGCAGGCAGUGAGACAGGAAGCUGUCAAUAAACUACUACUUCCUUUUACUGGCCAUUGCAGUGCAGAAGGUGUAGCCACAAAGUGGUGCUGCCUGUGUUGGGUAUAAAAUUAACAUUAAUAUUUUCUUCUGGCUCAUGCAAGUUAUUUUUUCAUGUUUAGUCCUGAAUUUUAUAAAACAGGGUGUAGAUUUUAAGACACUUUCUCAAAACAUUGGUUUAUAUUCCAGUUUGAGGUAUAUUAACACCACACAUUUGUUUUUGAAUCAUAAGUCAGAGAAACCACUGGAGUUUUUUUUUUUUUUUCACAUAAAAAUAUUUUCAGUUUUUGCUCAUGUUGGCAGCCAAAGAGGCGUAAUGACUGAAGCUAUAAGCUGAAUCAUGUUAGGAGGAGGAGUAUGUGGUAGGCAAAGGCUUCAACUCUAAUGUAACCUUCAGAGACAGACUACUUCAUAUUUACUGAUAUUGUUUAUGUUCUUAUGACUACUUGCUCUCUAUUGGAUCCUUGCUCUCAAAUAAUUUGUAUUGCAGUAACUUGUACAUAUAUCAGUGUGUAAUGUGAAGAAUUUCAUCAAUGAUGACCAUAUGAAAUUACAGCUAUGGUGUCCAGAUCGGUAUGACAUUGUCACAAAGCGAGGGGAAAUGUGAUGUAGGGGUUUUAACAUCCCUGAUGCUCUGAGGCAAAGCUCAUGUUCCCUGUGGUGAGGGUGCACCUGAAUAAAUUGCACUGAAAAUCUGUACAUCAAGAUGGUGCGUUUGCAUCAUGUAACAAUAAGAUUGUAGUAUACUGCAAUAAAUGUAUUUUUCUGUUUUUAAGUUAUUUUACAAAAAUGCUCUUCAAAAGAAGGGCUGUGUUUUGCUUUUGUGUAAUUUUGUAAAUAAACCUGCUGUAGAUUAACCUAUUAACAUUCUAGAGGUUUGGUAUUGGAAAAAGCAGAUUGAGAAGAUGGAUGGAAGAUGGUCACAUGUAUGUUUUAUUAAGUUUGUUUCUAAAUUAGCUGGGUUAAGAUGGGUUGGGAUGGUAAAUGACUGAUCUGUUUUACAGUAGCAACUCUGUAUUUUUUAAAAACUUACUGUUUUAGCAAAUAAAAUCUUGAGUUCA
Sander lucioperca (pikeperch) is the source of this 13926-nucleotide messenger RNA. It is a transcript of the gene gpatch8, whose product is annotated as G patch domain containing 8. The record is from RefSeq and is a predicted model, not a curated record. Gene Ontology annotation, molecular function: nucleic acid binding. NCBI's taxonomy places the organism in Eukaryota, Metazoa, Chordata, Actinopteri, Perciformes, Percidae. Bases 8519 to 12742 code for a protein of 1407 amino acids. The transcript is spliced from 10 exons. Gene Ontology annotation, cellular component: nucleus.